This is a messenger RNA of Frankliniella occidentalis (western flower thrips), 1989 nucleotides long. RefSeq lists its product as uncharacterized. Gene Ontology annotation, cellular component: nucleus. The transcript has 7 exons. The record is from RefSeq and is a predicted model, not a curated record. Gene Ontology annotation, biological process: chromatin remodeling. Lineage: Eukaryota; Metazoa; Arthropoda; Insecta; Thysanoptera; Thripidae. Bases 145 to 1449 code for a protein of 434 amino acids. Gene Ontology annotation, molecular function: histone H3K36 demethylase activity; histone H3K9 demethylase activity.
GAGUCGACAGUGUGCUGUGCCAGAGGGCGGUGGACAUUAUUUGUGUUAUUGUUUACUUCAGUUUAAACUACUCGCCAGUUCAGAGUGGUAGAGCAGAGCGAAAAGUCGUCUUGUGAAAUAUCUUGAUUAUUUAGAAGAGCAGUCAUGGAGGCCUCAUCAUCAUCUUUUCCUCGAGAAAUCACACCACCAGCAUAUGGAGUGAGGAUAUUUUCCUUGUCUGAACAGCAGUUUAUCCACGCCGGCCACCUCUUUGACACCAUGAUGGCAGACGAGGACAUCCGACGGACAGGUGCAUUUAUUGGCAGGCUCGAGGACUCUGCCGGGCCUUCAGAUCAGGAUACCCUGAACUGUGUGAAUAUUGUCAAAGACACACUGCGCACAGAUGCUAACAACCCAGAGACAGGGAGACCCUUCUUCGAUCCGAGCCUUCAACUCAGACGAAACGUUUGGCCAGAGAAGCAUGUGUACGAGAUGACUCCUGCUUCCAAUAAGGAGACGGACUCGGACCAGGUGAUGGAGUUGAGGAAGAUGUUCAAGAGAAAAAUUCUGAGACAUGACUUCCUCAGCAACAGCAAAGAAAAGAAGCAGACUGACCUGGAGAAGACGUACAAUGCCUCUGGUGUUAAUGGGGUGCUGACUGAAUUCUUCGAACAAGUGCUAAAGAGAAGGAAAAGAAUACUGUACGCAGUCAACAUGACGCUGGAAAAGGACUUGAGGACAACAAAGGAUCUGGCCAUGAGUGAAAUGAGAUCUCUCAUGGAGCAUCUCCCUGGUGGUCCUCGUGCGGGCAUAAAUUGUCCUGCAGUAUCCAUCGGCCAGGAGGGGGCCACCUUUAAUCCGCAUAUUGAGUACUGUGCGUUCCAGGGCGUUGAUCGCCUCAUUGCUGGCGCACCCAAACUCUGGUUCAUUAUCCCACCCAGGUUUUAUUCAGCCUACUUACAAUUAAUAAAGAAAACGGGUGUAGACGAAUUUGACAUGUUCUGUAAUUCCCUACUUCUCCACAACAAAAUGUUUUUGGAUCCGCGAACAGUGAUACAGUAUGGCAUUCCCGUCUUUACGGUGGUUCAGCAGCCUGGUGACAUUGUCUACCUAUUGCCUCAUACUAUUCACUGGGGCAUAAAUUUAGGUUUGAACAUCAACGAAAGUAUGAACAUUGCCUCAGCUUCCUGGGCUGUGUCAGGGAUGCUUGCUCCAGGGAGUUGCUCAUGUACCAAUGGUGGUGCUGAUGACUCUACGGUCUUCAACAUCACCCCCAUCCUCCGGGCAAUCGGAAAAGAUGAGGAGACGAUCUACAAUUACCAGAAGGGGAGAUUGCUUUUUUUAAUGAGUGACACCGACAGUCUUACUCCAUGGAAUGGCAGGCCGUACUCGACCACAAUCAAGAUGGAGCACUUAUUAGGGGACGCAUUUCUUGAUGAUGAGGUUGGUAAACCAGUGUUUCAAACGUGAAUCCAGACCAGGCAGGAGGGACAGCAGAGCGGUCAGGAGGCUAUGACGGUACGGUGUCAUAGACCUGUUUAGCAGUAGUGACGAGGAAGAGGAGGAGCAGGAGGAGCAUGAAUUAAGAAAGACAGGAAGAUGAAACGGGUAAGAAGAUAUUAUUGAAGUGCCCAGCGUGUGCGAAAACUUAUGCAGGAGGCAUACUCCACAGGUUGAAGACACACGUCCAAAAAAAACAUGGCCAAGACCCUAACAUUGCAGAGUAUCAGAGAAGCAUUGAUGAAGAUCACUCACCUCCAAACAAAUCUCCAAGAAUAGAAUGUACCAGAUGUGGCAAGAGUGUAGCAGGGGGAGCGACUCACAUGAGACGGCACCAGUUUUUAUAAUUGUUCUGUACUUGACAAUAUUGUCAUGUAGGCUUGACUGAUGUAGAUAAUGACAUGUGUCAAUUGUUAAAUACGAAAAACAUCCUGUUAUGUGAUAUUGCUUUAUUAGGCAUUUUAGCCUUUGACACUAAGACGAAUAAAUGAUGAAAUGGUUUACGAUUAA